AUGAGGUCAAGUCUGAUCCCAUUAAUGAAGCAGAGCGUGAAGUCUGUCAGAAGUUUCAGAGCUGGUCUACCCAAAGCGGCUGUGAUUAGCCAGUUGCAGAUGUUGAAAGGAUCUGUUGGACUAUGGGCAUUUGGCUGCACAGCUGAUGACAUCAUUUAUAUAACCCUCCCUCUGUACCAUAGCUCAGGGGCUCUCCUUGGAAUUGGUGGAUGUGUUGAGUUGGGGGCCACAUGUGUGUUAAAGAAGAAAUUCUCCGCAAGCCAGUUUUGGAUUGAUUGCAAGAAGUAUAACGUGACUGUGUUUCAGUAUAUUGGGGAACUUUGCCGUUACCUGUGCAAACAACCUCAGAGAGAAGGGGAAAAGGACCACCGGGUGCGUUUGGCAGUUGGAAACGGUAUGAGCAGUGAUGUGUGGAGACAAUUUUUAGACAGAUUUGGAAAUAUUAAAAUGUGUGAAUUUUACGGAGCUACCGAAGGAAACAUAUGCUUCAUGAACCAUACUGGGAAGAUUGGAUCUGUUGGGAGAGCCAACUUCUUCUACAAUCUUUUUUUCUCCUUUGAGUUGAUAAAGUAUGACUUUCAGAAAGAUGAACCACUGAGGAACGGACAAGGCUGGUGCUACCGUGUGAGAAAAGGAGAACCUGGUCUCCUCAUUUCUAGAGUCAAUAAGAAGAAUCCCUUCUUUGGCUAUGCUGGCUCCUACAGGCACACGAAAAGCAAGCUGCUUUUUGAUGUGUUUAAGAAGGGAGAUGUUUACUUCAACACGGGAGACCUAAUGUUCCAAGACCAUGAGAACUUUCUGUAUUUUUGGGACCGUAUUGGAGACACUUUCAGGUGGAAAGGAGAAAAUGUCGCAACCACAGAGGUCGCUGAUAUGCUUGGGAGGUUGGACUUCAUACAGGAAGCAAAUGUGUAUGGUGUGCCUGUGCCAGGUUAUGAAGGAAAAGCGGGAAUGACUUCUGUUAUUCUAAAACCAAACAAGUCUUUAGACUUACAAAAAAUGUACGACCAAGUGGUAACAUCUCUACCAGCUUAUGCCUGCCCACGGUUUUUAAGAAUUCAGGACAAAAUGGAAACAACAGGGACAUUCAAGCUAAAGAAGCUACAACUGAUGGAAGAAGGAUUUAAUCCGCUGAAGAUUUCUGACCCACUUUACUUUAUGGAUAAUUUGAAAAAAUCUUAUGUUCCAUUGACCAAACAGAUUUAUAAUCAGAUAAUGUCAGAGGAGCUUAAAGUUUAAGACUGUAUUUAUGGGACUUUGAUGGCUUCCUGGGAAAGGUGACAGAAGAUUCAUGGACCUCUUUGUGGACAAACAUGGAGGAGUUCUUUUCAUGAAUUGAAAGAAAUUGUACAUGAAGCAUGCAUUUUGUAUACCCAAGCAUCCAAAGCCCACCCUUCUCAGCACAGUGAGCCGUGAAGUAGGAGCUGUUUGCCUCAUGGUGGCAAGGCUGACUUGAGGCUGCUGCUCACAGUUGCUGCCCAGAAUCACCAGAAAGCAGCAUGAGCUUUAUAGUAUGAGGUCAGAGGUAGACUACAGUUCAAAGUACAAUGAUUUCUGAAUGCAUUUGGGAAGUAAAAUCAAACAGGCCGUAGUAUUACCACCUGACUCUGUCAGGAAUGUGAUGAUUUACUCUGAAGCGGAGAUGGGGAAAUAACGUUCAGCAUAGGCUGUGUUUCCUUCUCAAGCAGAAUUUCCUUGAGUUUACUAAGACUUAGAUUUGCUUUGAUUGAUAUAAACUUAGCUGAUAUUUUAUUAAUUUUAAGAUUCAGUCAGUAACAAAAUACUUGCCUUAAUAUUGAAGAUUUUAAAUAAUACAUAAGUAAUUAACAGUUGAAUCAUUUAAAAUACUUUUAUGUAAAGAUUCUAGUUUUCAGAGAAUGGUAAAAAAAUUUUUACUGAGUUUAUUUUUAUGUGAUUUAUCUUGUAACUCAAUAAAAGCAUCUUCAUUAA
Messenger RNA from Arvicanthis niloticus (Nile rat), 1950 nucleotides. NCBI's taxonomy places the organism in Eukaryota, Metazoa, Chordata, Mammalia, Rodentia, Muridae. The record is from RefSeq and is a predicted model, not a curated record.